Molecule: messenger RNA, 299 nt
Organism: Eublepharis macularius
Lineage: Eukaryota; Metazoa; Chordata; Lepidosauria; Squamata; Eublepharidae
Product: thymosin beta-15A homolog
Exons: 1
Coding region: 64-201 (45 amino acids)
Biological process (GO): regulation of cell migration; actin filament organization
Cellular component (GO): cytoplasm
Molecular function (GO): actin monomer binding
Source: RefSeq, a predicted model, not a curated record
UUAAGGGUCUUGGUCAACGUGCUUGCAGUCCUCAAGGUGUCAGCUUGCCUUCCUGUGGUCAGCAUGUGUGACAAACUGGACCUGUCUGAGGUGGAGAAGUUUAACAAAAAGAAGCUGAAGAAAACCAACACGGAAGAGAAGAACAUGCUUCCUUCCAAGGAGACCAUUGAACAGGAGAAGGAAUGUGGGAAGACAUCAUAGAGAUGGCCCUUGAUGGGAAGUGCCCAUUCUCUUUUCCUUACUCCUGUUUGCAUUGAUUUUUUUUAAACAAUGUAUAUUGUACUAAAUGCUGCAGUUCU